Molecule: messenger RNA, 860 nt
Organism: Ictidomys tridecemlineatus (thirteen-lined ground squirrel)
Lineage: Eukaryota; Metazoa; Chordata; Mammalia; Rodentia; Sciuridae
Gene: Surf2
Product: surfeit 2
Source: RefSeq, a predicted model, not a curated record
GAUCGCUUCCGGAGCGUCCCGACGUUCUCGCCCAAGUGGUGCCUGCUGCAGUUCCGGCCAUGGGCGAGCCGUCUGCAGACGUGCGAGCUUUCUUGCUUCAGCACCCAAGCCUGCGGCUGCUGCCCGGCGCAGACAAGGUGCGCUGCGCCCUGACGGGCCACGAGCUGCCCUGCCGCCUGCCCGAGCUGCAGGUCUACACCCGCGGCAAGAAGUACCAGCGUCUGGCGCGCGCCCCCGCGGACUUCGACUACGCCGAGUUCGAGCCGCACGUCGUUCCUAGCAGCAAGCACCCGCACCAGUUGUUCUGCAAACUCACCCUGCGCCACAUCAACAAGUCCCCUGCGCACGUGCUGAGGCAUACCCAAGGCCAGAGGUACCAGAGAGCCCUAAGGAGAUAUGAGGACUGUCAGAAGCAAGGUGUGGAAUAUGUCCCUGCCUGCCUGCUGCACAAGAAGAGGAGGGUGGAAAGCCAGGUGGACGGGAACCAGCCACCAGGCCUGAGAGAAGCCUUCUGGGAGCCUCUUUCCAGUGAUGAGAGUGGAGCCCUGAGUGAUGACAGCAUGACAGACCUGUACCCACCGGAGCUCUUCACCAGAAAGGACCCAGGAGGACCUGAAGACCUGGAUGGUGCUGAUGCCUUUCUGACUGACCAAGAGAAUGAGGAGCUGAAAUCCCCAAGAAUGAAGGGCACAGGGGACAGAAGAGAAGCUAAAGUGGACUUGAAGCGGAAAAAGAAGCACCUGCACUCACUGACCAAGAAGCUCAAGAACCAUCACCACAAGCCCAAGAGCUUUGGCUCCUUCAAGCAGUCGGGUUAAUAAAGGUUGUGGGGACAGCUUUUGGUGUCCUUGGAACUCUAA